This is a messenger RNA of Aspergillus vadensis CBS 113365, 810 nucleotides long. RefSeq lists its product as uncharacterized. The record is from RefSeq and is a predicted model, not a curated record. NCBI's taxonomy places the organism in Eukaryota, Fungi, Ascomycota, Eurotiomycetes, Eurotiales, Aspergillaceae. The transcript has 2 exons. Bases 269 to 676 code for a protein of 135 amino acids.
UCAUGAUUUGGCUUGCCCGGCUGUCCUCCGAGGUAUAAGAGCAUUCUCAGCAUUAACAGGCGACUGAUCAAUCGAAUAAAGAACCGAAGAUGGGACGCAAGGAGAAGCAGAUUCUUCACGGUCUUUGGUUGCGUCGGGGUCAUCAGCGGCUACGCAGUGGACGACGUGGCUUACGGAGCUUGCCUAGACCAGUUGACGCUAUCUGCGGACUGAAUACCGGUUACAGGUCCUCGAAUGAAACCAAUUUUACGCCAACCCAGGUUGUCUCAUGUAUGCAGUGGAGGCCUCAGAAGCACGGCCUGUGAACACUCAAAGGGCCCCUUACACAUUGCUAUCAUCAGACCGAUGUCAUAACAUCACACAGCGAAUAGCCAGGUUAAACAGCGGUAGCCCUGGCCUUUGCAAGGGGCAAAGGAAUGGACAGGAAGAUCUCGUCAAGUGCGAGCACCCAAUAAGACAUCCGUACGCCCUCUCGCUCCUCAAUAGGGCAAUUUCUCAAUGUGACGGAUGCUGCUACUGCACCUCGUUAAUUGGCUACCGUGGCCUUGAUUCAAACCAGGCCAUGCAGUCUCGGUCCUUUUGGGGCGUAUUUCUGCGUUACGAUCUGUCACCACCAGCUCUUCUGGGAACCCCAUUAGGCAGCCUGGAAAUUGAUAGCAAUCUGUUUUUCAGAUGAAAUCCAGUGCGCCAAUUUCUUGUCACAUGGACGGCCACCUCCUUAAGCGCUGUAUUUCGUGAUUUUCUCUGAGCUGGCGUUCGGAUUUCAUGACACUGUUGUCGGAAACCCCGAAAUUACAGAUUGCUCUAAUU